AUGAGGCGUUUCCUGAGCAGAAAGGGCCGCUUCUCCCUUCGCCAGAGCAAGUCUGGGACCCGGAGUGCCUCCAAAGAUUUCUACCUCGGCCUCCCCGCCACUAAUCAGAACUGGCCGGAGGCGUUUGGCUUCCGACUGGGUGGCACUGGGCCCAGCUACAUCCUGUCCGUGGUGGAGGGCAGUAGUGCCUACCUGGCUGGCCUGCAGCCCGGGGACCAAGUGGUGGACAUCGAGGGCCAGGAUGUGACCAACCUCAGCACACCGGCACUGGUCGCUCUGGCUCAGACCCUCAAGACGGUACCACCCAGCAUCGGAGUGGUGUCACGGAUUGAACAGAUUGACGUCAUUCCUGGCCCAGAUGGCCGUUUUGGCUUCACCAUCGUCGGAGACUGCCCUCUGAUGGUGGAAGACUGCAUGCCCAACGGUCCGGCUGGUCGCAAUGGCCUGAAGGCUGGGGACUAUGUCAUGGAGGUCAACGGCAUCCCAGUGAAGCAUCAUGAAACGGCAGCGGCCAUGAUCAAAGCUGCUCAAGGUCGGCCUCUGCGUCUGGGCGUGCUCAGUAUGGCGCGCCGGCCAAAGCGACUGAGCAGCAGCAUGAGGGUGUUGUCACAGAGCGGGGACAGCAUCAGGGAGAGCCGCGCCCACAAGGCCAUGGAGUUCAAUAAGAAAGUGGAGGAAGUGCUAGGAGAGGAGCUGGAUGUGAAGGAACAUCUGUUUGAGGUGCUCAAGCAGUACGCUGCUGAGAGGGAUGUGGAGAGUCUGGCUGAGGCCCUGCCCGACAUCUUGAUCACAGAGGAACAUCAACAGCUGAUUGACAACGUCAGGAUCUUCAUUCCCAAGAAGCACCGGGAGCGUUUUGACGAGGUGGUUUCCCAGAGCCUGAUGAGCCGGCUCAAGGGGCGGAGCUUCAGCGACCCCAGCCGCAACCACCUUCGCCGCAGCCGGAGUGAGGAUCACCCUGAACGCCUUCUGGUCUCCACCCGCGCCAGUUCAGUGCCACGCACCCACGCAGAGGAAGGCGUGGUCCCUCCCGCCCGCGGCAUGCGCAAGACCACCUCCCUCAUAGCUGGGCACUCCAGUGCCUCCACCACCAACUGCAGGACAGUGAGAGUGUGUAAGGGUAACGCAAGUUUUGGCUUCACUCUAAGAGGCCAUGCUCCAGUGUGGAUCGACUCUGUCAUCCCUGGAAGCCCAGCAGACAAGGCAGGUCUAAAACCAGGAGACCGCAUCCUGUUUCUCAAUGGACUGGACAUGAGGACCUCCUCCCAUGAGAAGGUGGUGUCCAUGCUCCAGGGCAGCGGUGCCAUGCCCACUCUGGUAGUGGAGGAUGGUCCGCCUACUUUCACCCUGUCAGAGCAGGAACUUGCAGGGGGCGGCGUUCCCACAGAGAGCGCCCGCUCCCCUGUACUCAGCUCCCUGCAGUGGGUGGCAGAGAUUCUGCCGCCCAGUAUUCGAGUUCAGGGCCGCACCUUCGGACAGCAGCUGGAGCACCUGCUGACUAUCCAGGAGAGGUACACCAUCUGCAAGGCUCUGGAGAACUUCUUCCAGCACAGGAAUGUUGACACUCUGAUCGUGGAUGUGUUCCCGGUGCUGGAUACUCCAGCCAAACAGGUGAUCUGGCAGUUUGUUUACCAGCUGCUGACGUAUGAAGAGCAGGAGCAUUGCCAGAGCAAGAUCUCACGCUUUCUUGGAUACAAAGCACCAGUUCCACCACCACCACCUCCUCCCCCUCCUCCGGAGCCCGAGGUUGCCCCCGAGCCCCAUCGACGUAGCAGCUCCAUGAGGGUGACAGGGAACACGUACAGGAGCAGUGUGAGGGGACGUAGCUCUGAUGACCUGGUCAUUGGCACACAUUUGGGCAUGGGCUUCCGUGCAGAAACAGUGUUGGAGACAGGGAUGAGGUUGGCUCCAGGAGAGAGACAGUCAGGCGAUGGUACUUCACUUCCUGAGACUCCCAACAACCUCACCAACCUGUCAGCAGUGUACGCUGAACUGGAGAACAUGUAUUCUACCAAGAGGUCCAAGUCUCUGAAGGGUCGUCCUCCUCCCGCCCCCGAGAGUUUUCUGGAACUGGAGCCUCCCUCGCGCACAGCCUCCCCUACAAUACAUGCUAACACAGGCAGCCGUAAAGCCCCUCCUACAUCCUGGCCGGAGCCUCUCCCCAGCCCCCCUCAAUCCCAGUUCUAUUCCUCAGGGCUGACUAGCCAGACCAGUGGGGAGUCCAACCCCUACAUUAGCUUGGACAGUCCCCCUGCAUCACCUACAGAGCCCCCUGACUACCCAUCUAGUCCCCCCGCACACCACAACAACAAGCGGCGUUACACCUUCUCCAAACCACCACGCUCAGAAGACACAGAUCGCUUUCUGGACGCUCUGAGCGAGCAGCUGGGACAGAGGGUGGCCAUCAUCGAUGACUUCCUGACUCCGGAGAACGACUAUGAGGAGGAUGUUGUGCAGAUGGGCUUCCCAGAUGACGAGGAUGAGGAUAUUGAAGAGGAGUUGGGGGUGGAUGAAGAUGAAAAUGGAGGAUUUGUGGCCCCAGAGCUCAGCAGCCCAAGUGAUGUUCAAAGCAGCAGUGGAGAGGAGAAUGCCUCCUCCCUCACCUACUCUUCCUCCUCCGACCACAUCCCUCCACCCCCGAUGUCCCCUCCGCCACCCCCGCCUGUUCAAUUCAAUGACCCGCCUCCUCCUCCUCCAGCACCGGUACCGACUCAGUCUCAGCAUCAGCAACAGAUACAGCAACAGAAACUGCUCUGCUACACCCCUGAACAAUCCCCAAGAGCAUACGUGCCCAUCCGCCGGAAAUCUGGCCCCCCUCCCCCACCGCCACCUCGCAAUAAUCCACCACCUAAACGGCAUUCCUUACAUAAAGUGCUGCCCACAAGAGAUGACCUUCAGGUCCAUGCUACCAUACAAGAGCUCAAGGCUUACCAAGAGCAACAAGUCUACCAGGAAAGACAAGCAUACGAGGAGCAACAAGCCUACAAGGAGAGGCAGGUGUAUGAGGAGCAGAAAGCCUAUGAAGAACAACAAUUGCUCCAGGAGCAGCAGGCUUACCAGGAACAACAGGCCUAUCAGGAGAAAAUGUUCAAGGAAAGACAGGCGUAUGAGGAGCAAAAAGCUUUUGAAGAGCAACAAAUGUACCAGGAGCAACAAGCCUACCAAGAAAGACAAGCAUAUGAACAGCGCCAAGCCUACCAAGAACAAAAAGCGUACGAACAGCGUCAAGCCUACAAGGAGAAAAUAGCAUUCGAGGAGCUUCAAGCCUUCCAGGAGCAAAAAGCUUAUGAAGAGCGUAAAGCUUAUGAAGAGCACCAGGCCUACGAGGAGCAACAAGCAUAUCAAGAGCAACAGAUCUACCAGAGCCACCACUCUAUGCCUAACCAGCCAACACAGCAGAAAGCCCACUCACCACUGCCUCUCCAACAACUCCACCAGUCCUUACCCCCACUGUCCUCUCCAGACUCCACCCAUCACCACGUUAAUCACCCUCUGUAUAUAAUGCGCCAAGCACAGCAGCAACUGGCCCACCAGAUUCAUCACCACCGACGUCUGUCACGUUCAGCGCCAUCUCCACACCAGCCAUCUCCCCAACCAACAACCCACCCCACCCAACAAGGUCAAUACACUGAGGGCAUCUACCAGAGCCAUCAGGGCAUAAGACCCCAGGACCACCAUUCCUCUACGGAGAUGCUCCACCUGAUGCAACAAGCCCCAGCUCAUCAUUCUUCUGCUGAGAUGCUCCAUCAGUUGCAACAAUCCCAGGCCCACCAUGGAUCUACUGAAAUGCUCCAGCAGAUGCAACAGCCCUUCUCAUCAUCAGAAAUGCUCCACCAAAUGCACAAAACCACGGCACAUCAUUCCUCAACAGAGCUUCUGCACAAAGGUCACCAGAUGCAAAUGCCGCCCCAUCACUCCUCGACCGAACUUCUCCACCAAGGGCAAAAGAUGCAUCGGGGACAACCGCACCAUUCAUCAACUGAGCUGCUCAAUCAAAUACAAAAACCCCAGGCCCAUCACUCCUCAACAGAGCUGCUCCACCAAGCCCAUCAGAUGCACCAAAUGAAGCCCCACCACUCCUCCACGGAGCUUCUGCAUGAAGCCCAGCAAGAGCCUGCCUCCCUCCCAUUUCAGUUAAACCGGGACAGUCACUCCCAUCAGAGCAGGAGAAGUCUUAAAGGUCAUCAUCAGACCCAAGCGUCACCGCAAGGGAGACACCAAGAACAUCACCCCCAGCCCACCAAACCCUCUCCCCAAAGACCCCACUCUAUCCAGCAGACCCACCACCAUUCCAGCUCACCUCAGAUCCACCACAUCCACCACAUGACCCCACAGCCGCCACCGCAAGACUACCAACACCAGAUUCACGUCAUCCACUCUCCCCAGCAGCCCCACAGGCCUCAGCCCCUUCUCUCCACCUUUCAGCCGCUGCAGCCACCCCAGCCCGCCCUCUCCACUUUCCAGCCCCUGCCCCAACACCACCAGUCCCAGCACCAAGUCCAGCCCUCCACCCAAGUCACCCGCCCACAGUCCCAGCCCUCGCAUCACCUGCUGCAAUCGCAACACCAGCCCCAAACCCAGUCCCACCAUGGCUCGGGUCAGCCCCAUUCCCUCCCACAUUCACUAUCUGACCCUUCAGAGCACCUGGGGCCCCCUCCACCUCCACCCCUCCCCCCACCCUGCUCUCCUCCACCCUUACCCAGGCCUUCGCUCUCCAGGAUGGAUUCCAACCACAUGAGUGUGAAGAGGCUGCGCUGGGAGCAGGUGGAAAACUCAGAGGGGACGAUCUGGGGACAGUUGGGAGCAAAUUCGGACUAUGACAAACUGCAUGACAUGGUGAAGUAUCUGGAUCUGGAGCUGCACUUUGGGACACAAAAGGGCUCUAUGCCUGCUCCAGAUCCAUGCCUCCUUCCACAGACCUUCAAGAAGAAAGAUGUGAUUGAAAUUCUGUCACAUAAGAAGGCCUACAAUGCCUCCAUCCUGAUAGCUCACCUGAAGCUGUCUCCUGGAGAGCUGCGUCAGGUGCUGAUGAACAUGGUCACUGAUCGGCUGGAGCCAGCCCACAUCAAACAGCUGCUGCUGUAUGCCCCUGACGCAGAGGAGGUCAAAAAGUACGAAGAGUACAACCAGGACCCCAGUAAACUCAGUGAGCCGGACCAGUUUGUGUUGCAGAUGUUAUCAGUACCAGAGUACAAUACCCGCCUGCAGAGCCUCCUCUUCAAGUGUUCCCUACAGGAGAAGACGGAGGAGCUGAGGGGAGCGUACGACUGUCUCUACAAGGCUUCAAUGGAGCUGAAGACGAGCAAGAAGCUGGCUAAGAUACUCGAGUUUGUGUUGGCAAUGGGGAACUACUUGAAUAACAGCCAGCCCAAAACCAACAAGACUACAGGCUUCAAGAUCAACUUCCUUACAGAGUUGAGCACAACUAAAACAGUGGAUGGGAAGUCGACCUUUCUACAUAUUCUGGUCAAGUCGUUAUGUCACCACUUCCCUGAUGUGUUGGAUUUUUCCAAAGACUUAACUAUGAUUCCUCUUGCAGCCAAAGUAAACCAGAGGACUAUCACGUCAGAGCUGAAUGACCUUCAUACAACCAUCCAGGACAUUCGCUCCGCCUGUCAGAAGAUGCCUGCGACUGCUGAGGACCGUUUUUUCGUCGUCAUGAGUAACUUCCUGGAAAACACUCAUCCAGCAGUCCAGUCUCUGGAGUCCCUGCAACAGAGAUCUAUGGAGGAAUUCGGCAAAACGUCCUCUUACUUUGGAGAAGACAGCAAAGCCACAAACACGGAGGCCUUUUUUGGUAUCUUUGCUGAUUUCAUUGGCAAAUUUGAGAGAACUCUUAAUGAUCAGCAAGCUGCAGAAAACCAGAAGAGCCCCAGAAGUCAACGAAUGGCCUCCCCACUGGCCUGGUAACACACACACACACACACACACACACACACACACACACACACACACACACACACACACACACACACACACACACGGAGAUGACUACAUAGUUCACACAGUAUGUGCACAGACACAUUCACAUAUACUUUAUAUACAUGCACAACACACACACACACCACUCAAUGCACAAAAUACAACAUUGUAUGUGUUUUUGGUCAAAAUGAAGGGAAGGAGAAGCUUUGAAAUGAGGCAAAAAUAAAUAUAUUUUGCAUCAAAGAUGAACGAUUUAGCUUUAUACCAGUGGUAUAGUAUAUACUGUAUUUCCUUUCAAAAACGAAACAAAGAUUUCUCAAUGACUGCUACAUAGAAAAUAAUCUACUAUUUGAAAGACAGUUACUCAGUAACAUCCUGUAGUUUUCUUUCUCUAAGCCUGAAUGUAAGUGUGCUAUUACAAAUCUAUAGUAAAAUACUUGUUGUAUAUCCUCUAAUAAGACAUUUACAAAAAAAGAAAAUGAAAUAGAAAUAGAUAUUUAAUUAAAAUACAUUCACAUUAUCUUGGUGGUUAGGAAGAAAAUCACAAAACCAGUUUUCUUGUUCGUUUAUAUGUUCUGUAUUUUUGUAAGCCGCCCACCACACUGAAUGUAACAUAAGUUAUUUACCGACUAAGUGUAGCUUAUUUUCCUCAAGUAAAUAUUCAUUGAAACAAUCUGUCCUGAUGACGCAUUGUUUCAUUUACUGCUUUGUAUCUUUGCCUCACUGUCAGUGGAUUCUCCUAAUUCCUACUAUGUCAGUUAUAGCCAUAAAAUGUCCUUUUUUCUUAAUGUAUUGUUCUAACUUCUAAUGAUAUUAACAUGUAUAUAUGAGACAACAUCAAUGAGAAGUUGGCACUUACUAUUUGUUUUUAUAAAAAACAAUUUUAACUGUUCCAAGGAUCAUUUUUAAUCAGUCUGCAGUCAUUAACACACUAAGUAUAGGCAGUCGAAGUGGGAUCAUGUGGAGGUAACAGCGGGCAGUGUGCAAUAUGUGAAUGUUAAGCUGUGUUUCACUGUUAGAUAUUAUAUUAAAAAAUUGUACUAUAUAAUACUAUAACAGAGAUAUAUAUUGUGUGUACUGUGCAGAAUGAGAGUGGAUGCUACAAUAUAUGAAGGACUUUGUUACAUUCAUGUAUUACCCAAACAUUAUUUUUUUGAUUGUGUCAUAUGGACCGACCAUAAAGUUAUUAUACCGCUGAGAGGAAAGCAAAGUCAUUAAGUUUAGUGUAGCAAAUGCAGCAUUUUACAUACGAGCGGUUAAUAAUACAACUUCUUGAGACCUGCCAGUGCUCUGUAAAACAUAAAUCUUAGUCUUCAAGUGAUAUUUUUAAAUGGUAAGGUAAAUUAUUAUGAUAAGAACAAUGUGUGCAGCUAGUAAAAGCAUUGUUUGAGUUUUUCUUUUCCUGCUUUAAUUACAGAAUGUAAACUUCUAAAGCAUUGUUGUCCAUUUAAGGCCUAUAAAGUGUUAAGUCUGUAUUUUGUAUUGUAUCCUAAUGCUGACAACUAUAAAGAGU
Cottoperca gobio is the source of this 7435-nucleotide messenger RNA. It is a transcript of the gene grid2ipa, whose product is annotated as glutamate receptor, ionotropic, delta 2 (Grid2) interacting protein, a. Gene Ontology annotation, biological process: regulation of DNA-templated transcription. NCBI's taxonomy places the organism in Eukaryota, Metazoa, Chordata, Actinopteri, Perciformes, Bovichtidae. The record is from RefSeq and is a predicted model, not a curated record. The transcript is spliced from 23 exons. Gene Ontology annotation, molecular function: protein binding. Bases 1 to 5910 code for a protein of 1969 amino acids.